Messenger RNA from Aspergillus pseudotamarii, 1923 nucleotides. Its product is annotated as protein-histidine N-methyltransferase. The record is from RefSeq and is a predicted model, not a curated record. NCBI's taxonomy places the organism in Eukaryota, Fungi, Ascomycota, Eurotiomycetes, Eurotiales, Aspergillaceae. Gene Ontology annotation, molecular function: protein-L-histidine N-tele-methyltransferase activity. Bases 377 to 1495 code for a protein of 372 amino acids. Gene Ontology annotation, biological process: peptidyl-histidine methylation, to form tele-methylhistidine. The transcript is spliced from 3 exons.
UAAACGUGCAACAAAGUGGUCAAAUGAACGACUUGUGCCACAGCAUCACCAACACAUGCUUAGUCAUCUAAGGCAAUACCGCAAAAAAUUUAGAGCAAAAUUGAAGGUUGAAGAAGAAGCUUCCAAGACUAUAGCUGCUAAACAUUCAAAUUCGGAGUGAAAGUCCCUAGAAUAUACGUGCGGAUCAUACUGUGGCUCCCGGAAAAUCUUGUGUCCCCCAAUUCUAGCUCGCACCCUGAAUCUUUAUCAAACUAUAAACCACUUCGACAUUAUCUACACGUGCCCCGCGUCUGUAUUCUAUAUCGGCAUAUCACCCAAUAGCUUUUGGUGACAUUUCAGCGGGAUCUGGCCGUGAUAAUUAACGUGGUCUUUUAUAAUGGCGUCUGCAUUCAGCUUCGGCUUCGCUGGGGAUGAUAUUGACAUGGACGACUCGGAGUUGAACACUGUUGAUGAGGGGCAUACAUCCGUUGUGCAAGAUAGUAGCAGCACACUCCCUGAACUAGUUGCGGCCCAGAGGCACGAACUGAGUGACUUGCUCUCAAGUCUCCCGUCUCAGGUUUCAUUCAACAAACUCAACAUAAAUAUACCUCAGAAUGACCAAGCCUCCGAAACGACACUCGCACUCGCUCGUCGCGAAGUGUUUGAUAUCCGGACGCAAUUGAUGGCAGAGGAUACUGCCGAUUAUGCGAACGAAGAGCUGAUCUCCGGACUCGAGAAAGGAGAUAUCACGCCCAACAUCUACGAAGGCGGUUUCAAGACGUGGGAAUGCUCAGUAGAUCUCGCGAAGUUGGUUGCUAAUGAAAACAUACUAUCUAACGCUGGUGCGGGGGAUCGACAUAUCAUCGAGCUUGGAGCCGGAACGGCAGUGCCAUCGCUUGCUCUAUUCGCGCAAUUGCUGUCCAACCCCACGGGGUCGUCACAAACUACUCGUUUCACGUUUGCAGACUACAACUCUGUUGUUCUUCGGCUGGUGACUUUGCCUAACCUGCUUCUGACUUGGAAUUAUAUUGUUACGCGUCAGAAGUCGGUGUCAGUUGCUGGGACAGAAGAUCACGUUGAGGAGCUAGAGUUGGAUAUCACUCCGGAACUUCUUGAGUCUUUCCAGAAGGAUCUUGCGGAACGGAGAAUAUCCGUCGAAUUCAUCUCUGGUGCCUGGUCUUCCGCCUUCGUUGACCUAGUGUUCUCGUCGAGUGAUAAAGCCAAGAAUGGAGUGUUGGUUCUUGCUAGUGAAACGAUAUACUCCCCGGCGUCUUUGAGGGCGUUUUCAGAAACGUUGCUGGCUUUGAUCCGUCGUCCUGUCCGGGCAGGCGGGAGAAGUAGAGCUUUGUUGGCAGCGAAGAAAGUCUAUUUUGGAGUCGGUGGUGGUGUGGACGAAUUUUUGGAAGUAUUUAAUACUGUCGGUGGUGAUGAACUGGAUGUGAAGGAGCGGUUGGACGUUAAGUCAGAAGGGGUGGGCAGAAUAGUACUGGAGAUUGCGCCCAAAGGUCGCCAAUAAUAGUAGAUAGAAAGAUAUCGCAUUGAAAGGUCAACCUUGUCCGGGAAUAUUGUGGAUUAUGGGCUUUUCUUUCCCCGGUAGAGCCAGAAAUACAAGACGAUCAGCGACUGAAUCUGUCAACGAAACCUUGAACUGUCCUGUUAUAUGUACAUUAUGCUUGGCCCUGUCAUGCCUACUACCGGCGUCUUGGAACGUGAAAACGAAAUCAAUUUUGUCUAAUCAUAGAUAGAGACAACCUUGCCAUCCUGCAUACGGGCAACACGGGCCUCUUCCAGCUCCCUGUUUUGGCGCUCAUAGUGUGCGGUAACAUGGCUCAUAUCCAUAGCCGAGCCGGCAGGAACGUUGAAAGGAGGGGCGGAGUUGAAGCUGACCCUGGUGAGAGGAAGAAACAGGUUAUGUUAGCUUGCGGUCUGCAAGAGUAGGUGCGG